UUAUUCGUCAUUCGUUUGGUGUCAAGUUAACUGUUUUUUUAUUAUUGAAUAAUAAGCUAUUAGCAAUGGUGCACAACGAAAAAUUCGCGAAUUUGUCGAAUUAAAUGUCACAAUUCAUCGAUUAGUUUAUCAAAGGAGAUUUAAUAUGAGUGCACAAAAAUUGUCCGUUGUGGGGUUUUAUGAAGACAAGAAGAUAUUCAUCACUGGAGGUACAGGUGGUAUUGGCAAACUUCUGCUAGAAAAAUUACUGCGAUGUUGCCCGAAAAUUGGAUGCAUCUAUCUACUGGUUCGGCCCAAGAAGGGAAAAACGUCAGCUCAAAGAUUAUCCGAUCUACUCGAUUCUCCAGUGUUUGAUAAAUUACGCUGCUAUGAUUCUGAGGUGUUCUCGAAAAUCGGGUUGAUCGAAGGAGAUUUAUCUCUGCCUAGCCUUGGCAUCUCCGAUGAAGAUAAAGAAAAGCUGAUUCGUAAUAUUUCUAUCGUCUUCCACUGUGCUGCAAGUGUCCGAUUCGAUAUGACCCUGGAGGAGGCAGUAGAGAGCAAUGUUUUCGGUACUCGUCGGCUUCUGCAGCUCUGCCAGGAAAUGAUCGAAAUUGAAGUAUUGCUUCAUGUGUCGACGCUGUAUUCGACUUGUCAUAAAGUGACCGUGGACGAAUGUAUCCCCGUAAUCCCAACAAUCAACGGAUCCAUGGAUUUCAAUCAGAAUAAGGAUGACUUCUUGAAGACGAUACCUCUUGAAGUGGCGAAGAAGUGGCCUAACACUUAUACUUUCUCCAAAGCACUGACCGAGGUGAUGCUAGAUAAUCUAAAAGGUAGAGUCCCUGUGAGUAUUGUGAGACCUUCGAUCAUCCUCUCCACGUGGAAAGACCCAAUACCAGGAUGGGUCGAUAAUUUCCAUGGUCCAACGCUCACGGUUGUCAACGGUGCCUUAGGAAUAAUUAGAUCUGUUGUUGCUGACGGUAAAAAAAUCGGCGAUGUCAUACCCUCCGACAUGGUUGUCAAUUUAUUAAUAUGUGUGGCUCAUAAAACAAAAUACCAAGACACUGAGGAAAUCAGAGUUUACAACAUCUGCUCGGGAAGGCAAAAUCCAUUGACAGUAAAAUUUUUUCUUAAAGAAAGCCAAAUACUUUCUACGAUGUAUCCAUCGAAGGCGGCUAUUCGAUAUCCAAAUUGGCGAUUCACGCCAUCCGAAUUAACACACAAGCUUCGAUCUGCAGUACAUCAUCAUCUCGUCGCUUACAUUUUUGAUCUUGUGGCCUUUUGUACUUUUAAAAAAUCUCGGCUGUCUCGGAUUCAUAGAUCGGUUUCACGAAUUGCAAAGACCACGAAAUUCUUCAGUCUUCGUGAGUGGAUAGUCUGCGAUCGUAACGUGGAAAUUCUUAAUGAAGAACUUAGUGACAAAGAUCGAGAGGUUUUCGAGUUCGAUGUGAAGAAAAUCAAUUGGAAGGCUUGGCUCAAAGAUUAUAUACUGGGGAUAAGAAAGCAUCUAUUGAAAGAAGAUUUGGAUAAUUUGGACGAAGCGAUAGCAAGGAUGAAGAAGCUUUAUUGGGUGGAGAACAUCGUGCAAUCGUCCAUUCCCAUCGUCGCAUUCUUCAUAAUUUAUUUCAUGAUCAAACGCAGCCGCAGGCGUCAUUAGAUAAACUGCAAAUGAUUGAACGAGAAGUACAUUUCUUUGCAUCACAUAAAGAUUUUUCAAUCAUAUUUUCAAGAACGAGAAAUAGAGCCGUCGAUAAGAUACGAUAUUCCACCGACUUUGAGAUGGGGUCAAAGGCAUUCGACUCGUGUCUGUUUUUUUAUUUACGCCAAUCAGCUCGAAUUGCGGAAAGCGAUGUGGUGAUAAACGGACACAAUUUUCGUUAUAUCUGGAUUUUUUUUAAAGAGGAAGCGAAUGGAUUAAGAUGUUUGCGCAAUUGUAUUGACCGAAAUUUGGAUAAAAAACUAAUGCCUGAAAUAUCACUCGAGCUCCACAAUUAGUCCGGUAUUUACGUCAAGCUUUGUCGCAAUUAAAUGAAGUCGUCAAACUUUCCAGAAAGAUCAUUUUUUGAAUGCCAAACUUGACUUCUCAAUUUCUACAUACAACACCAAUCGGGAAAAACCCAAUAAUUUUAGAGAUUUUGUGGUAUUACAUGUAGUUACUGCACAAAAUUCUUAAGUCAAGUAUAUUUUAUGCUCAAUUCAAGUAUCUAAGUAUACUUAUUUGAAUUUGGGUGAUCUUCAUCAACAUUGAAACAUGCCACAGGCUUCUUUGAAGAUAAAACAAUUUUUUUCCACAUGUCCAGAGCUCUCAGACAUUUCGAAAUUUGAAGUUCGAUACAAAGAACCGAACAAAAACAAAGAAUCAAUCCAAAGAUUGAUGCCUUCGGAAUUCGCUUUACGUUUAGUUGCCCAAAGAUUGAAAAUUGAGCUCCAGACGAAAAUUCUCCUCUUCCAGAAAGAAUAUAUUCUUCCCUUCACUACAUUUUUCGUUCUGCCUUAGAUUCUUAUAUAUUAAAUUAUUCUAUUAUAACUAGAUAUAAUAAAAAUGGAACACUUAAGUUUAAAUUCAAUCCCUGAGAACGAAAUCUAUGAAAUAUUUAGCUACACGCUAUUUUUCAACUGAAAUACGAGGUGAUAGACUGUACUACUUGGCUAUUGCCCUAGUAGAAAUUGAUUAGAGUUCUGCGAUAUUGAGCUCAAGUGCCUAGACCUAUGCCUUAUAAACAUUGAAUAUCGCAUGAGAAACUACGUCGAGACAUUUAUGCAAUGUGUCGAUGUUCAUUGUACAGUGGCAGCAGUUGAUUAUCUAUAGCACUUGAAAUAAAGAGUAAUUGUAAAAAUUUUCAAUAUUUUAUGCUGAUAAAAUAUAUAAAAGUUCAUCCAUUUGAGACUCGCCAGAUAUGCAAUUGCUAAUCU
This is a messenger RNA of Fopius arisanus, 2889 nucleotides long. RefSeq names its product fatty acyl-CoA reductase 2-like. Gene Ontology annotation, molecular function: alcohol-forming very long-chain fatty acyl-CoA reductase (NADP+) activity. The record is from RefSeq and is a predicted model, not a curated record. Bases 146 to 1633 code for a protein of 495 amino acids. Gene Ontology annotation, cellular component: peroxisome. Gene Ontology annotation, biological process: long-chain fatty-acyl-CoA metabolic process. The transcript is spliced from 5 exons. Lineage: Eukaryota; Metazoa; Arthropoda; Insecta; Hymenoptera; Braconidae.